Messenger RNA from Aedes albopictus (Asian tiger mosquito), 5184 nucleotides. RefSeq lists its product as uncharacterized. Lineage: Eukaryota; Metazoa; Arthropoda; Insecta; Diptera; Culicidae. Bases 1 to 5184 code for a protein of 1727 amino acids. The transcript is spliced from 3 exons. The record is from RefSeq and is a predicted model, not a curated record. Gene Ontology annotation, biological process: DNA integration. Gene Ontology annotation, molecular function: nucleic acid binding.
AUGGAUCGACUAAUCCGCGAACGGAAAUCGCUGGAACCGCGACUGAAACGUAUUUCGGAUACGGUGGAGAAAAUCAGGCCAGAAGCGGCCGAAGAAGUCGAUGUGCAAAUCGAACUAGACGCUUUAAGUGAGGUGUGGGCGGCCUUUUGUGCCGUGCAUAAGAAGAUUCUGGAUGUGAGUGAGGAAGAAGAAGCGUAUGCUGAUGCAGUGCACCGCCAAGGAAAGUUUGAAGCAUGCUACAUGUCGCUGAAAAACCGUUUAUUAAAAAUGCUAAAGGUAGUGAAGGAUCGCGAUAGUGCUGCUUCUCAACAAGUUCCGCAGAAUGACGUCAUCAGGCAGCUUGCGGAUCAGCAGGCCGAGUUUCUUCGGAUAAUGUCUUCCCACAUGGCCGCCGGCUCCAGCUCUUCUGCCGUCGUACACAGCAACGCCGCCGCAUCCCCUCUCUCGGAUCUUAAGUUGCCUCGGAUGAAUAUGCCCGUUUUCAGCGGAAAUUAUCUGGAAUGGCAAUCGUUCUACGAUUUGUUCGACAGCUUGAUCGAGGAUGCCAACUACCAACCGGCACUGACGAAGCUGAAAUCCAGGUACGAUAAGCCACGUGAGAUCGCUAAUCAGCAUAUUAAGCGGUUUCUAGCGCAGCCAACGCUGACAUCCCCCUCUUCUCACGGCUUGCGAUCGCUCCACGACGUGUCGGACGAGGUUAUUCGUGCCCUCCAUGCCAUGAAUAGGGAAGACCGUGACACGUGGCUCCUCUUCAUCUUGAGCGAAAAGGUGGAUCCAGAUACGAAGCAAUUGUGGUGUCAAAAGAUGGCGGAAAUGGAUGAAGCAAACAUCGAUCUUCAGUGCUUCCUCAAGUUCGUCGAGUCUCGCAGUUUUGCUCUGCAAUCUGUUCAACCAGUUCGCCCGAAAUCCAGCGUGCCCUUCAAGCCACCUUCAAGGGCUCAACCUCAGUCCCGAGGUGCUACCGCAUUCGUCGCCACGAACCCUCCGUUUUGCAACGUCUGCAACAAACCAAACCACCAUCUCUACCAAUGUGGUAAGUUCAUUCACAUGAACCACGACGAUCGACUCGCUCACGUAAAUAGGAUGAAGCUGUGCAACAAUUGCCUGAAAGUACAUCCCGGUGAGAGCUGCAAAUCAGGAACCUGCAGGAAAUGCAACUUACCUCACCACACCUUAUUGCACCCACCGUCGUCAUCAGCAAGCCCACAACCAGCACCAUCAUCGUCGGUCAUGGCCCCUGCAAAUUCAGGAUCAUCAGCACAGUCCUUGAUUUCGGCCCUCGACUCACCAUCCUGCCUCGAUGCGUCUAGCGUCCUACUCGCCACCGUUGCCAUCAAUGUGCUGGACAGCCAAGGACGGCCACACGCCUGUCGUGCCGUUUUGGAUUGCGCGUCCCAAGUCAGCUUUAUCAGCGAUGAUUUUAGCAAGCGGCUCGGCCUCAAAACAGUAGCCGCCAACAUGGACCUCGAAGGCAUCUCCUCCACACCAGCGCACGCUGACAAGUGUGCCGAAAUCAUCAUCUCCUCUCGCUGCACGGAUUAUCGAACCUCCGUAUCGUGUAUGGUUUUGCCGAAAAUCACCAAAAUGCUUCCUUGCAAGCCAGCGAACAUCGACGGUUGGCCCAUUCCAGGAGCAAUACACUUGGCAGAUCCUCUGUUCCAUCGCCCGGGUAAGGUAGAAGUUCUACUGGGAAUGGAAUUAUUCUUUCAGUUGCUCGAGCCCGGCAAAAUCGCCCUCAGUAUCGACGACAGCCUACCCACACUUCAAAACACCAAACUCGGCUGGGUGGUCGCUGGUCGGUACCACGAAUCGAACACUUCGGUUGGAUCUCACGUUUCAACCUGCCUGUUGACUUCCACCGAUGACGAUCUCUCGCAGCAGGUACGCAAAUUUUGGGAGCUAGAAGAAUACGCUACAGCAUCCAACCAUCUCACCGAAGAAGAACAGCGAUGCGAGCAGCACUUCGCCGAGCACACCGUUCGUGAUAAGGCAGGGAAGUUCAUCGUUCGUCUCCCAUUUCGUCUCGACCCUAAUAAGCUUGGUGAGUCUAGGCCAAUGGCGGAGAAACGUUUGCUCCACAUAGAGAGAAAGCUCGACCGUAACCCAAAGCUCAAAAGUGAGUAUCAUGAGUUCAUCCGUGAGUACAUCGAUCUCGGUCACAUGUCACUCGUUGAAGAUGCCUCUCCCUCAAGCAAGUCUGUAUAUCUUCCACACCACUGUGUGGUAAAAUCAUCGAGUUCGACUACCAAAUGCCGAGUCGUUUUCGAUGCGUCGGCUAAGACUACCAGUGGGUUCUCUUUGAAUGAUGUACUCAUGUGUGGCCCCGUUGUUCAAGACUCGUUGAUUAAUAUUUUGAUCCGAUUUCGCCUCCCAUCUAUCGUGCUGGUUGGUGAAGCAAAACAAAUGUAUCGCAUGGUAUGGGUGAACGAGCUUGAUCGUGACUUUCUCAAAAUUCUGUGGAGGUGGGACAAGGACGAGGAGAUUAGGGAGUAUCGUCUGAAUACCGUCACCUUUGGGACUAAAAGCGCAUCCUAUUUGGCCACGAAAUGCGUUCAAGAGCUCCUAGGAUCAUACCGGCAACAAUAUCCGGCAGCAGUUGAGAAGGCGGAAAAAGGGAUCUACGUUGAUGAUGUACUCACCGGAGCAUCGUCUGAAGAAGAAGCAAGGCUACUACGAGAACAACUCACCGAAAUGUUUGCGUCCGGCGGAUUCCAUCUCCGGAAAUGGGCCUCGAACAGUGCUGCAGUAUUAGAAGGAGUUCCUGAUGCAGAUUUGGAGGUGAAGAUCCCGAUCGAAGAGAACGGAAGCUGUACUAUCAAGGCCCUCGGAAUGCAAUGGCAGCCGUGCAGUGACGAGCUCCAUUUCUCCUACCAACCUACCGAGAUCCUUCAGCCCACAAAACGCAACAUCCUAUCGCAAAUCGCCAGCCUAUUCGACCCGCUCGGCCUUCUUGCACCGAUCAUCGUGAAGGCAAAGCUGGUGAUGCAGCGAAUGUGGGAGCUGAAGGUGGCCUGGGAUGCAACUCCCCCCGGUGAGUUAACAAACGAUUGGUUAGUAUUGGUGCAAAAGUUCUCGCUUCUCAACUCGUUUCAGAUUCCCCGCCAUGUGAUUGACAUGCGCAGCUGGACUCGUCUCUACCUGCACGGCUACUGCGACGCAUCCGAUGUGGCCAUGGGCGCUUGUAUCUACAUUCGGGCUGUCGACAACGAUGGAAAUUCUUCCUCGCAUCUUCUCUGUGCCAAAUCGAAGCUGGCACCCAUCGGCAACGGCAGAACCACCACACCCCGGCUUGAGUUGUGUGCAGCAGUUAUUCUCGCGCGAUUGAUCUCCAACGUGAGAGCUGCUCUGUCGGCAACGGACUUCUACGAGGUGCGAGCGUUCUCCGAUUCCAAAGUCGUCCUGGCAUGGCUGGCCGGCGGGGCUGCAAGGUGGAAGACAUUUGUGGCGAACCGUGUUGCAGAGAUUUCCACACAUCUACCCUCUAUCAACUGGAGUCAUGUAGGCACUCUCCACAAUCCGGCAGAUAUGAUCUCUCGAGGUGCCUUUCCCGAACAGCUUCAUCAAAACACUCUCUGGUGGCAUGGGCCAACCUGGGAUCCAUCGGAGACCGACAACGAAUCAGCCCCGAACGACAAUCUCGACGAUAUCGAGCAACGGCAGCUAGACAGAGAGCAGCGAACCGCAGCUGUGGUAUGCUUCACGGUCUACGAAAAUCGUUUUUUGGAUGAUAUGAUGGCUCGGUACUACCCGAAUCUACAGCUCCUUCUCCGUAUCACCGCUCGCAUUCUUCGUUUCGGACACCCUGAGUUCCGAUGCUCUCCACGACUCUCUCCAGCUGAGAUAAACUUUGCUUUGGGGAAGUACCUGCAACACACACAACAACAACAUUUCCCCAGCGAGCUCAGCCGACUAGAAAGAGGUCUCACCGUCGAGCGAAGCAGCCCACUACAUCAACUCAAUCCAUUUCUGGACGAAAACGGUGUCGUUAGGGUGGGCGGAAGGCUGCAGCAAUCGGACUUGAGCUACGACAACAAGCAUCCGAUCUUGCUGCCCCGUCACUCAAUAUUGACCUCGCUUAUUCUUCUGCACGAUCAUCAAGAGCAUCUCCACUGUGGCCCUCAGUCAUUGCUAGCCGCCACUCGAACUCGGUACUGGAUACUACGCGGGAGCAGCGCUGCUCGAAAGGUUUGUCGCGAUUGUGUGAAGUGCAACCGAGCCAAAGCACCCCGGAUUACGCAACAAAUGGGACAGUUACCAGCGGACCGUUUGAAACCUCUUCCACCGUUCACCAUCACGGGCGUUGAUUACGCCGGCCCUGUGAGCAUCGUUGGACGAAGAACUCGUGGGGCUGUACCAUCGAAAGGCUACGUUGCACUGUUUGUUUGCUUCGGAACGCGGGCGGUGCAUCUGGAGGCAGUUUCCGACCUGAGUGCAUCGGCUUUCCUCGCUGCCUUCACCCGGUUCACCAGUCGGUACGGAGUCCCCAGCAAGAUGUAUUCCGACAACGCCACGAAUCUCCGGUCAGCGGCCAGAACCCUUCGUGAACUCUACCAACAGAUCGAGGCGACCGAACACAGCGACGAGGUCAACGACUUUCUCACCGACAGACGUGUAGAAUGGCUGUUCAUACCCGCGCGAUCUCCUCACCACGGUGGAUUGUGGGAGGCUGGAAUCAAGGUGGCGAAGGGAUUCCUCAGCAAAAUCGGAGGUAACUAUAACUACACUUUUGAGGAAUUAAGCACUCUCCUCGCUCAGGUAGCUGCGUGUAUGAAUUCGCGUCCGAUUUCUGCAAUUUCGGAUGACCCCGCGGAUCCUCAACCACUCACGCCCGCGCACUUCCUGAUCGGGCGUCCUCUCGAUGCCCUCCCGGAGGUCAACCAUCUGGAGCAGCAAAUAAGUUCCUUGUCAAGGUGGAACUACGUUCAGCGAGUCGCCCAGGAUUUUCGCGCUCGGUGGCAAUCCGAGUACGUGCUUGCACUCCAACGACUAGUGAAAUGGCAGGCCUCAUCCCCAAACGUUUCGGUAGGCGAUUUCGUUCUACUGGUCGACGACAACGAGAAGCCACAACAGUGGCCCCUAGGACGUAUUCAGGAGAUUUUCCCCGGGACCGACGGACGUGUUCGAGUAGUGUCGGUCAAGACUGCCAAGGGUGUUUUUCGCCGGGACGUUAGGGGCUGUCCAUAA